Olea europaea var. sylvestris is the source of this 2439-nucleotide messenger RNA. RefSeq lists its product as uncharacterized. The transcript is spliced from 5 exons. Gene Ontology annotation, biological process: DNA integration. Lineage: Eukaryota; Viridiplantae; Streptophyta; Magnoliopsida; Lamiales; Oleaceae. The record is from RefSeq and is a predicted model, not a curated record. The coding region runs from base 1 to 2439 and encodes 812 amino acids. Gene Ontology annotation, molecular function: RNA-DNA hybrid ribonuclease activity; nucleic acid binding.
AUGUUGGUCAAAAGCCUCCAGGCGGGCGAACACGUGAGUCACAUUGACCAAACCUUCCAGACACUCAGGAGGUAUAACAUGAAGUUGAAUCCCCUCAAGUGCACUUUCGGAGUGGCAUCGGGCCAGUUCUUGGGAUACAUUGUAAAUCAGAGAGGAAUUGAGGCAAACCCUGCAAAGGUGGCGGCUAUAAUAGAAAUGAGUUCACCUCAGAAACCAAAGGAGGUCCAAAGUCUCAAUGGCCGGAUAGCCGCCCUCAGCCGCUUCAUCUCCAGAGCCACUGAUAAAAGCUUACCUUUCUUCAAAAAACACCUAGGUGAAUCGCCCCUCCUAUCGAAACCCCAUCCGGAUGAAUCUCUGUUGCUGUAUCUAGCAGUGUCAGAUGUGGCAGUCAGCGCGGUCCUAACCAGGGAAGAAAAUGAGCGUCAAUUGCCGGUAUAUUACAUCAGCAAAGCACUUCUCCCAGCUGAAACACGCUACUCCGACAUGGAAAAACUGGCACUCGCACUUAUUACAGCUUCGAGAAAGCUGAGGCCAUAUUUCCAAGCUCACUCAAUACAAAUCCUCACCAAUUUCCCCUUAAGGCAAGUAAUGCAGAAGACGGACGUGUCGGGACGCCUACUGAAAUGGGCUAUCGAGCUCAGCGAGUUCGAUCUCACAUUCCGACCUAGACACGCUAUCAAGGGCCAGGCCCUUGCCGAUUUCAUGGUCGAAUUUACCAAAGCCCCAGAGAUGGAGGCCCUGAUGGAGCCAGCCGAGCCCCCCGCAUGGAAAUUGUUUGUAGAUGGGUCUUCAGGAGAGGCAGGCGCAGGGCGGGAAUCGUACUGGAAAGCCCGGAAGGUCAGGAAGCUUCUGGCAAGCAGUGAUUCUCAGCUCGUAGUAAAUCAGGUGAAUGGGGAUUUCGCGGCCAAAGAUGAUAACAUGCGCGCAUACUUGAAGCUGGUUCUGGACAUAAUUCCCCAUUUCGAAAAGUUCAAACUGACUCAAGUCCCCCGUCUAGAGAAUGCCCAUGCAGAUGCCCUCUCAAAGUUGGCCAGCAGCGUGAACUCAAAGCUUUUGAAUAUCGUCCCCAUUGAGCACUUAUCAAAGCCCUCCACCUUCGAGGGUGAAGAGUUACUAUGGAUAGAAGGCACCCCAUUGUGGAUGCAGCCCAUAAUUGCAUAUCUAAAAGAGCAAACGCUGCCUGCUUCCAGAAGUGAAGCAAGGAAGUUAAGAAGAAGGGCUGCACACUUCGUCCUUCAAGAAGGAACCCUUUACAAGAGGGGCUUUGCCUCUCCCCUUCUUCGAUGUGUAGGCGGCGAAGAGGCCACCUACGUACUCAGAGAAAUACAUGAAGGGAUCUGCGGAAAUCACUCAGGAGGGAUGGCUCUGGCACACAAGAAAUGUGACAAAUGCCAGCGCUUCUCGAACGUACAAAGACAGCCUGCACAGAGCCUCUCUAUAGUGACCAGCCCUUGGCCAUUCGCCAAGUGGGGCAUCGACUUCGUUGGUCCGCUACCAAAGGGUAGGGGAAGCGCAACUUUUGCCAUUGUCGCCAUCGACUACUUCACUAAGUGGGUCGAGGCAGAACCCCUUGCCCGAAUCACCGAGGCCAACACUACGAAGUUCGUUUGGAAGAACGUCAUUUACAGGUUCGGCAUCCCUCACUCCAUUGUCUCUGAUAAUGGGUGGCAGUUUGACAACAGGAAGAUGCGAGAGUUAUGCGAUGAACUAGGCAUAAAGAAAGACUUCUCGACUCCACAUCACCCUCAGGCAAAUGGACAGGUCGAAGCAGUGAACAAGACUAUCAAGUACACCCUGAAAAGGAAACUGGAUGCCUCAAAAGGCGCUUGGGUUGACGAAUUCCCCCACGUCCUCUGGGCCAUCAGAACAACUUGCCGGACCGCAACGGGCGAGACCCCAUUCUCAAUGACCUACGGAGCCGAAGCGAUGAGUCCGGUCGAGGUCGGUGUCCCAUCACAUCGGCGGAUACAUUUCACUGAGAUCAGCAACGAUGAGGCGCGCAUAAGUGAACUACACCUCGAGGAAAAGAGAGACGCUUCCCAAAUGACCUUAGCGAAAUAUCAUCGUAAGAUGACCCACUUUUACAACUCCAAGGUCAGAAACAGGACUCUCCGCUUGGGCGACCUCGUUCUCAAAAGAGUGUUCCAAUCUUCGAAACCAACCGGGUCAGGAGUUUUUAGCCCGAACUGGGAAGGCCCGUACCGCAUUCAGGGAGAAUCCCGACCUGGUACUUUCGAGGUCGAAGAUAUGUCAGGAAGGGUGUUACCUCACAAGUGGAACAUCGAGCACUUGAGAAAAUACUAUCAUUCCAAACCGGAUCAGCCAGGGAAUGGUUUCCUCAGUUCUUCGAAAGGUUCAUUUGAGCGAUUCGAUCGUCACUUAUUAGCUGAACAAACGUUUCCUCGCGUUUUCCCAAUUGAUCUGGCCUCAGAUUAUUAA